Magnusiomyces paraingens is the source of this 1782-nucleotide messenger RNA. RefSeq lists its product as uncharacterized. Lineage: Eukaryota; Fungi; Ascomycota; Dipodascomycetes; Dipodascales; Dipodascaceae. Gene Ontology annotation, molecular function: ATP binding; ATP hydrolysis activity. The record is from RefSeq and is a predicted model, not a curated record. The transcript has a single exon. The coding region runs from base 1 to 1782 and encodes 593 amino acids.
AUGGCUGUUUCCGCUUCCAAGGCUAAGAGAGAUGCCAAAAAGGCCGAAAAGGGCAAGAAGACCAAGGUCACCAAGGACGCCGCCGAAGAGGCCGCCGAGAAGAUUGCUACCCUCAAGCUUCAAAAGGAUAAGCACGGUCUUUCCGACCGUGUCACCACCGGUGUUCUUGCCAGUUUAGGAACCUCCCGUGACGUCAAGGUCGAUGCUGUGUCCCUUGUGUUCCACGGUAAGGUUUUGAUCCAGGACACCACCAUCGAACUUAACUUUGGUCGCAGAUAUGGUCUGCUUGGUGAGAAUGGUUGCGGCAAGUCCACCCUUUUGAAGGCAAUUGCUGCCCGUGAAUACCCUAUUCCCGAACACAUUGAUAUCUACCUGCUUAACGAGCCCGCAGAGGCUACUGAGUUUAGCGCCUUGGAGUACGUUGUUCGUGAGGCUGAGCACGAGCUCAAGCGUCUCGAGGCUCUUGUCGAGGAGAUUCUGGAGGAAGAAGGCCCUGAGUCUCCUUCCCUUGAUGACCUUUACGAGCGUAUCGACAGUAUGGAUCCCAACACUUUUGAGUCCAGAGCCUCUGUCAUUCUUAAUGGUCUUGGCUUCAACAACAAGACUAUCAAGAAGAUGACCAAGGACAUGUCUGGUGGUUGGCGUAUGCGUGUGGCCCUUGCCAAGGCCCUUUUCGUUAAGCCCACCUUGCUUCUUCUUGACGACCCCACUGCCCAUUUGGAUCUCGAGGCCUGUGUCUGGCUUGAAGAGUACCUCAAGAGAUUCGACCGUACCCUUGUCCUGGUUUCCCACUCUCAAGAUUUCCUUAACGGUGUCUGCUCCAACAUGAUUGAUAUGCGCCAGCGCAAGCUCAUUAUGUACGGUGGUAACUACGACUCUUACAUCAAGACCCGCACUGAACAAGAAACCAACCAGAUGAAGCAGUACAACAAGCAACAGGAAGAAAUUGCCCACAUUAAGAAGUUCAUUGCUUCCGCCGGUACCUACGCCAACUUGGUUCGUCAGGCCAAGUCCCGUCAAAAGAUUCUCGACAAGAUGGAGGCUGAUGGUCUUAUUGAGAAGGUUGUCCCUGAUAAGGUUUUCUCUUUCCGCUUCCCCGAUGUUGAGAAGCUUCCUCCUCCCGUUCUGUCCUUUGACGACGUUACCUUUUCAUACUCUGGCAACGCAGAGGACAAUCUGUAUGAGAACCUCAACUUUGGUGUCGAUAUGGACUCUCGUAUUGCCCUUGUCGGCCCUAAUGGUGUUGGCAAGUCUACUCUGCUCAAGCUCAUGACUGGUCAGCUCACUCCCACCUCUGGCCGUGUUUCUAGACAUACCCAUCUUAAGAUUGGUGUUUACUCUCAGCACUCUGCUGACCAGCUCGAUCUGUCCAAGUCUUCCCUUGAGUUUGUUCGCGAUAAGUUUUCUAACAUCUCCCAGGACUUCCAAUACUGGCGUGGUCAGCUUGGCCGCUACGGUCUUACUGGUGAGGGCCAGACCGCCACUAUGGCCACUCUUUCUGAGGGUCAGCGCUCGCGUGUUGUUUUUGCUCUGCUGGCUAUUGAGUCUCCCAAUAUGAUUUUGCUGGAUGAACCUACCAACGGUCUUGAUAUCCCCACCAUUGACUCGCUUGCCGAUGCCAUCAAUGCCUUUGAGGGUGGUACCGUUGUUGUUUCGCACGAUUUCCGUCUUUUGGACAAGAUUGCCAAGGACAUUUAUGUCUGCGAGGACAAGACUGCCACCAGAUGGGAUGAUUCCAUUCUGGCAUACAAGGCUAAGCUGGCCAAGAACAUUAUCUUGUAA